Messenger RNA from Alternaria rosae, 985 nucleotides. Its product is annotated as HIT-like domain-containing protein. NCBI's taxonomy places the organism in Eukaryota, Fungi, Ascomycota, Dothideomycetes, Pleosporales, Pleosporaceae. The record is from RefSeq and is a predicted model, not a curated record. Gene Ontology annotation, molecular function: catalytic activity. The transcript has 2 exons. The coding region runs from base 66 to 746 and encodes 226 amino acids.
GUGGGCGCUACCGUGGUGGUGGGGUGAAGAGGUAUGGCGUGCAGGUGCAUGGAAGCGCACGAGGAAUGUUCCGUGCGCCGUCGCCCGCUUGCGCUGGGUUGAGACUGCUUGGCGCCUCAGUGCUUGCGACGACGCUUAGACGCCAUCUGAGGCGACACACGGGGAGGAUGCCGCUCACCAAGGAGGUCGUCAAGUUUGGCUCCUUUGUCGUCACCAACCAGGUCUUCCACCUAACGCGCCUGUCCUUUGCCAUAGUCAACCUCAAGCCACUACUGCCUGGUCAUGUCCUGGUUUCGCCGCGUCGGGUCGUGCCACGUUUCAACGAUCUAUCCGCUGCCGAAGUGCAAGACCUCUUCCUGACUGUACAACGUGUGUCCCGCAUGGUGGAGCGAGUCUUCAGUGCCUCGUCUCUCAACAUCGCCAUACAGGAUGGCAUCGAUGCAGGCCAGAGCGUGCCUCACGUUCAUACACACAUCAUCCCUCGCAAGAAGGAUGACCUCGAGGAGAAAGGCGGCACCGACGCUAUAUACGCCAUGAUGGAGAGCGAGGAUGCAGACCUCAGUAAGCAGCUGGCCAACAACGACAGGGCAUCCAGGGCAGACAUCGCUGAAGAAGAGAAAAAGGGUCGCUUUCCUGCUGUGGACAAUGAUAGCCGCAAGCCCAGGAGCGACGACGAGAUGCAGAAAGAGGCCGAAUGGCUGGCAGAGGAGAUGGCCCGCGACGAGCAAGCCGCAGGGACUGCAUAGGAUGACCAACGCGCUGUCUAGGAGGUUUCUCCUUGGGCCGUCAUGCUAUACUCGGAGACUAUAAGCAUCGCAGCUACUGCAAGCUAUGGCGUCCACAUUGGACCCGAGCCUUGCCUCAUACUUGCAGAAAAUGGAUGGUGCAUGUGCGGGCGCUUGCAGUUCAGAACAGUGUGCUUAUAAUAGAUGAGUGCCUUUCAUAGACUCAACACUGAUAAAUCCUGGAUUUGUCCUUACGCAGU